AUGAGUGUAUCCGAAUCAGCACCCGCACCGAGCGAGAUUCAACAGAUAUCGAUACCUUCCCAAAAUAUGGACGUAGAUACUCUUGCUCCAGCCUCAGAACCCUUAACUCAAUUCCAACAACCUCCACCUUCCAAUAAACGCAAGACCGAAGAUGAUGAGCCGAAAGAACCUCUGUCGGAGGUGAUACUGAGACGUUUGACGAGGAUAAAAGAGGGUGAUACGGUGAUGUUGAAGCUGCCUAGUGAUGCUAUCAAGGUGAUUACGGUGGAGAAGAACGGUCUCAUACAGCUAGGUAAAUACGGAGCAUUCCCAUCUUCCCAACUUCUCGGAAUGCAUUACGAUAUAACCUACGAGAUCAUCGGUGGACCAUCUGCUUCCGGAUCAGGUAGUAGUACCCCUCUGCCAUUUAUGAGCGAAGAGAAUGGACAGAAUACCAAGAAUAAGAAGAAAGGAAAAUCGAAAGAAAAUGAUAAUAGUAGGACUAAUCCCGGUUGGAAAAAUGUUUUAAGGCCGUUGAAAAGACAGAAUGUUGUUGAUGCCGUUGUGGACGACAUAACGGAAACCAACGAGCAUAUCCACGAUUUACCAGAACUGGAAAAACAGACAUUAUCGCACGAUGAGAUCAACGAAUUGCGGUCGCAGGGUCUAUCAGUAGAAGAGAUAAUAAAAAAGCAGGAAGAAGCGCAUGAGAUGUUCAAGUUGAAAACCGAGUUUAGUAAAGAGAAAUGGAGGAGGAGGAAAGAGAAGAAAUUCUCUACCACUGUUCAUCCAUUAUCACCUUCCAUUCCUAAUAUCCUACACCAUUACUCCGAAAGGUCUCCCGCAUCAGUUCUCCAUCUCCGAGUCGACACCCUCUCGCAGUUAUUAAAUAUGGCAAACAUCCGACCCGGCGGGCGAUAUUUGGUAGUAGACGAUACGAGCGGUCUUGUCACUGCUGCCAUUUUAGAACGGAUGGGAAGCGAAGGGAAGAUAUUGUUGUUCAACAAUAGCGAUUCACCGCCUGCGUGGAGCAUAUUACAAUCUAUGAACAUAAGCGAGAGGGAAUUGAAAGGUGUGAAAUGUUUGAAUUGGAUGGAAGCGCAGGAGGAUUACGAGAGACCCCCGCCACCGCCUGAAGACGACAAUGCUAAACCCGCCAAAGUCGCCCAGCGAUUGCGCAAACACAAUGCUCAAGUUGCCGAACUGAAUGCUACGAGGGAUGAACUGCAUAUGGGAGGAUGGGACGGAUUGAUUCUCGCCACGACACUAUCCCCGAUCUCUGUCCUCUCCUUCCUCACCCAAUACCUAAUAGGUUCAGCACCCAUCGUAGUCUACUCCCCACAUAUGCAGGUCUUAGCGGAGCUUCUCGCCUGGUCAAAGAAAGAUCCACAUUACUUACAUGAUACCCUAUCGGAAUCUUGGGAGAGGACGUACCAGGUAUUACCUGGACGGACUCAUCCGAUGAUGAAUACCAGUACGUCCGGCGGGUGGUUAUGGUCUGCUAUAAGAGUCCAUCCCAGUCAAUUCCAACCUGAAUCUCACUCGAGAUUCAAGAGGCGUAAGACGGGGAAACAAUCGGGUAAAGAAACCCCCUCAGGCGAAGGUGGAAAUGCUAGUGCCGAAGAGAAAAAGCAAGAUGAAAGUGGAGCGGGACCUGGAGUCGAAGUCGAGGCGGAAAUGCAGUCGAAAGCGGAUACGAGUAUUUCAGAACAAGCUGUAUCGGAAAUAUUGGGUGCUUGA
This is a messenger RNA of Kwoniella mangroviensis CBS 8507, 1719 nucleotides long. RefSeq lists its product as uncharacterized. Gene Ontology annotation, cellular component: tRNA (m1A) methyltransferase complex; nucleus. Bases 1 to 1719 code for a protein of 572 amino acids. Lineage: Eukaryota; Fungi; Basidiomycota; Tremellomycetes; Tremellales; Cryptococcaceae. The transcript has 7 exons. The record is from RefSeq and is a predicted model, not a curated record. Gene Ontology annotation, biological process: tRNA methylation.